AUGUUGCUGCGGUUGAGGGUGUGGUUGCUGCUGAGAAGGUAUGUCCGACGGGGUGGAAACUGGAACCUUGAUGUAUGCCAUGGGACGAGGUGCGCGGGAACGUGA
This is a messenger RNA of Chondrus crispus (carragheen), 105 nucleotides long. RefSeq lists its product as hypothetical. The transcript has a single exon. The record is from RefSeq and is a predicted model, not a curated record. The coding region runs from base 1 to 105 and encodes 34 amino acids. Lineage: Eukaryota; Rhodophyta; Florideophyceae; Gigartinales; Gigartinaceae.